AUGAACUACCUCGAAUAUCCGGCAAAAUUUCAAAAUCAAGUCGUCGCCAAGUACCUCAACAAAAUGGAACCUCACCUGUACUACGCCAUCGCCAUGCUCGGUACAAUAGCAGCGAUUUUCAAGUUCUUCUUAUAUCCUGCAUUUUUCUCUCCCCUCGCGAAAAUUCCCAAUGCGCACUGGUCUUGCAGUUUCAGUUCUAUCUGGAUUUUUUGGAUGAGAUGGACCAAGCAGGAGAACAGUCGAGUAUACGAGCUUCAUAUGGCCAAGGGCGCUACUAUUCGAUUGGUUCCAAGUCUCAUUAGUGUGAACUCCUAUGAGGACGGACUAAAGAAAAUAUAUCACGGAGGUUUCCCUAAACCAGAGUUUUAUUUCAACGGGUUUGCUGUAUACGGUACCGACAAUCUAUUUACUAUCAAGGAUAACCAAACUCAUGCUGCGCAGAAAAAAGCACUGUCAAGCCGCUUCACAAAAUCCUUUGUCAUGUCAUCUCAGACUGCCCGCGGCGCAUCGCGAGACAUUUUGUUCAAUCGCGUCCUUCCCUUACUUUACAAAGCAUCCACUAAGGACAAGCCUAUCGAGGUGAUGGAUCUCACUUACGCCUAUCUCCUAGACACUUUUGUCCAGUGGCAGUUUGGAAGGUCGCUGGCCAGCAACACGGUUGAAGACGAGAAAGAAAGACGGUUUUACUUUGAUGGGUUUCUUGGUGUGGCUGAAUACACCUUUUGGCAGUACCACUUCCCUCGUCUGGUUACCAUGUUCCAUAAAAUCGGGGUUCAUUUGAUUCCUAAAAGUGUCCUAUCGGCAUUUGAAGGAGUCGAGAACUGGAAUCUGGAGAAAUGCGAUCAAGCCCAACAACAUUUAGCUAGUGGAAAGCAGUUGUCAGUGGAUGAUCAGCCGGUCGCAUUCGAACCAGUACUCAAGGGGAUGAGUGAGGUCAACGCAAAGCCCAAAAUGUACCCACAGCGACUUCGAUUGGCAAGCGACAUGUUCUCGUUGAAUUCUGGAGCAUUUGAGACCAGCGGAAAUACCUCAACCUAUCUGCUCUACGAGUUGAGUCGCCACCCAGAAUGGCAGGCCAGACUUCGUGAAGAACUGCUUGGUCUCAACCCGCCUUUGAAGCACGUACCUGGGAAGCUACUUGAAGUCAGUGACAUCACAAACCCUCAGGAUAUCGAUAAAUUACCGAUACUUCAUGCUGUUUUAAUGGAAACUCUUCGACUUUGGCCCUCGGUGCCAGGUGGCCAGCCCCGGGUAGUGCCUCGGCCUUGUACUCUGGGUAGCUAUCACGAUAUCCCUGCUGGAACCACUGUGCAAUCAUAUGCGUCUGUUCUUCACCGAAUGCCUGAUAUAUUUCCGGAACCAAUGGAAUGGAAGCCAGAAAGAUGGAUCGAUUCAUCGCCGGAGCAGUUAGCUCUCAUGAAAAAAUGGUUCUGGGGAUUUGGGAGUGGCGGAAGAAUGUGUCUUGGAAUCCACUUUGCGUAUUAUUCAAUCAAGUUCUUCUUUGCAAGUGUUUAUUCCAAUUUUACUACCACCAUUUACGACCAUGGAGAUAUGGAAGCAAGCGAUGGUUAUCUCGCAGGCCCAAAGGGUCAUCGUCUGGAACUGAAAUUUCACCUUUUAGAGUGA
Penicillium daleae is the source of this 1626-nucleotide messenger RNA. RefSeq names its product cytochrome P450. Gene Ontology annotation, molecular function: iron ion binding; oxidoreductase activity, acting on paired donors, with incorporation or reduction of molecular oxygen; heme binding. The coding region runs from base 1 to 1626 and encodes 541 amino acids. The record is from RefSeq and is a predicted model, not a curated record. NCBI's taxonomy places the organism in Eukaryota, Fungi, Ascomycota, Eurotiomycetes, Eurotiales, Aspergillaceae. The transcript is spliced from 3 exons.